Messenger RNA from Scylla paramamosain (green mud crab), 6459 nucleotides. Its product is annotated as secreted frizzled-related protein 5-like. The record is from RefSeq and is a predicted model, not a curated record. Gene Ontology annotation, molecular function: Wnt-protein binding. NCBI's taxonomy places the organism in Eukaryota, Metazoa, Arthropoda, Malacostraca, Decapoda, Portunidae. Gene Ontology annotation, biological process: canonical Wnt signaling pathway; non-canonical Wnt signaling pathway.
GUGUCCGGCGGACCUGCCUGGCGUGGCGGGUGGCGGCGAUCAUCACAGCCUUGGGUCGUGGUCACCUCAGCAUUCCUUGCCGUCCCGCCACCCCGCCGCCGCCGCCGCCGCCGCCGUGUUUGCAGUGAUGUGUGAGUGAUGUGCGGGGCGGGAGUGUGCGCGCGGGCAGGCCAGGCCCCGGGUCCCAUGGGGCUGGGGCCGGCCCUCCGCUGCCGCCGCUGCUCGCCACCGCCAGUACCUCCGUGGCAGCCGGUGAGAGAGGUCCGCUGCGAUGCCCCGCCGGCCCGCCCUCUCGGCCCUCCCGCUUCUCUCCCUCCUGGUGGGGGCAGCAGCGGGGGAUGACAGCGCUUACUUUGCCGACUGGGGGAUGAUCGGAGGGCGGCCUCAGGAGCCAACAUGCGUGGACAUCCCGGAAGACAUGAAGCUGUGUUCUGGGAUCGACUACAGCAAGAUGCGGCUGCCCAACCUGCUGGAGCACGACACGCUGAAGGAGGUACAGCAGCAAGCAAACUACUGGGUACCGCUGCUCAACUUGCAGUGCCACCCCAACACGCAGUUGUUCCUGUGCUCGCUAUUCACGCCCGUGUGCCUGGAGAGCCCCAUCCCGCCUUGCCGCAGCCUGUGCGAGGCGGUGCGCCUGGGCUGCGAGAGCCGCAUGCAGACCUACAGCUUCCCUUGGCCAGACAUGCUCAACUGUGACAAGUUCCCGGAGGACAACGACAUGUGCAUCACCGUGCAGCACACAGACGCGCCAGGACGCGAGAGAGUGCAAGAUAACGAAUGCCAGACGUGCAAUCCUGUGGAGACCUACGAGAACAUCCUGGACAACUACUGCCGCGCCGACCUGGUAAUCAAGGCGAAGGUCAAGCGGCACCGCAACAACAAACUCUUUCUGAAGAAGUCGAAGAAGGUGUACAAGACUCGAGGCGCUGAGGACGAUCGCCGGGCCCUGAGACGUCUUAGCUUCAGGCUGACGAUGGAGACUCCCUGCUGCUCCUUUCCUCCCUCCAGGAAGUCCUUCCUGAUUAUGGCUCGCAUGCAGAGUUCCAGCUACGUCCCCACCUUUGUUAUGAUGGUGAAGAAGUCUAAGCCACUACGCCAGGCCCUGAAAACCUUCAGGCAAGGACUCAACUGCUCAGACCCUAACCUAAUCAGUAACUUGAAGGGCACGCCACUGAGCCCAGAGGCACACGACUCCGCCACGGACUCCCGCCAGAGGAACUCCCUACGCAGGUGCCUCCAUAGGUGCCGGAAGAGGUGCUCAGGAAAGUGCAAGAAGUCUCAAUCGAGUACCUGUGCUAAUUCCUGCGGGAAGAACUGUCGCGGAACGUGUCGCCGGCGAGGGGCAAGGGGAGGGCAGGGACGUGGUAGGAGAGGGAGGGGAGGCAGGAAUCGCCAAGGUGGAGGUCACAGGCUACUGGGACACGGCAACAGGCACGAGCUCCCAGAAGGCAUGUUGCCUCUAGGUGACCUUGCCAGCGAGAUUACCAACUUCGCUCCCCCGGACAUUGAGAGGCCCCAGCCUGCCCAGAGGGAAAAUUAGUGCCGCCACAGUGGCCCAGAUAGCAUCCCGGAAUCCAGCAUAAGCAAGGCAGUCCUGUAGUCACGGUAGGAGAGGCAGGGUAGUAGUGUCCUGCCCUAGAGUAAAGUGGACACGUUGGGAUGGAGGGCGGCACCACGAUCUGGCAGGUCACAUCACUGAGGACUUGUUAUUGUGGGAAGCAAAUUUGCUGGUCCUCGCUGAGAACACCUAAUGAAAAGUUAUCCAUUCACUCGUAUGGAAGUAAUAAAGUUACUUAUUUAAAGGAAUCACUUCCUGUGUAGGUUUCCAUGUGUUGCAUGAAUAGCUCGCAUCAACAGUGUCUUGUCAAGGCAACAAAUACUCAAGCAUUGCAUCAUGUACGUCUCACACGGAAUUGCGAACUGCAAAAACUUACAUGCGUAAGGUGUGUGUUUUGUGCGUCAAUUAGGCUGACCUGGAAGACAGAGAUGACAAGGUUGCCUUCCCUCUAGACUUCCCAUUGGUUAAAAUAGGCCCUUGUGCGUGUAAACAAGCCAGGUAGAGAAAGAUAUUGAAUAGCGUUGCAAUUUUAAAUACUGAUGUAAGUGAUGUUUAAUGUGAAUGAUUUUAUGGUUAUCAAAAUCCUGUGCAAAAUUACUCAUCCCUCUGCGCCUUCGCGGCGUUUUUCAUCCCACAGCUGGGACUGGAGUAUCCGCAAUGCGCCGCGCCAUGGCACAAAACGGCCAAGACUUACUCAGGAUCGGUUAUUUGACGUUCAGAAUCGCACCUUUAGUCCCGAAUUCGCUGGCUUUGGAACACCAGCAGUGUGUAUAUUAUCUUGUACAUAGACGGAGUACUUCAAGGUAGUGAUGUAGGGGCGUUAGAAGACGUGGAGGGGGUGGCGGAAGGUUGGGGGGAGGCGAGGCCAGGGUAUCGCGGGUGGCCGGGCAAGACACCCCGUCAAAAUACGUAGUGGCUAAUUAGUUAAUCAGGCGCCGCAAGUCUUACGAAUUUUAAAGUAAAUAAAACAAUUAUGAUAAAGUAACUAUUAAAGAAAUAAUGAUUUGGAAGCCUUUAUGGUCAUCAAAUGCUGGACACGGAAGAUGAAGCUCGCACGGACACACCAAACUUGGUCCUUACAGCUGUGUAGGGAAGGGCAGUUGCAUAUAAAUCCGAAUGAACAAAUAAGGUCGAAAGGGAAAAUUCCGAAUUACAGAAACAAACAACCAAAAAGUCUGUGGAGGUACACAAUGUGCUGUAAGAUGAAAAUAAAAACUAAUAGAAAACAUGUACAAUCAUGGCCAAAAGUUUGUUCACGUGCCGUAUUCUUUUCCACUAAUUUAAUCGUGUCGUCUCAACCGGAAGUCCUUUGCCUGUCAACACCUGAUAACCGAAGGGUUCCAAGGAGCUCAGAGGACGUGAGACUGAAGGAAAACGCUAAACACAGUGGAGGUGAGAGCGUCAGGUUACAAGACUUCUGGCCGCGACUGUACCUUCAGUGAAUGGUACACCACACGUAUAUGUAGAGCUAUACUGUGACUGAUAUUCACCAAAACUGAAUGAAUAUAGACACGAAAUGAUGAUGUCAGCUUCCGUUUUCUGUUCUUUCAUCCUGGAAUUGUGUGUGUUGGGAGCGUCUCUGUGUCAGCAAAGGUUGAUGACACUGGCAACAUUUCGAUCAAAGGCAAGACUCACGGUGGCUUAUCCUUAAUUCUAAACAAAAUAUUCACUUUCAUUUACAUACACAUAACGUCACCUUGGUGUCAUUAUCACUGCAUUGACUCAGCAUGAUCAUGGUAGUAGUCUUGAGUUCUCUUCUAUGGGAUUAUUACGAUUAUUACCUUUUAUAUUAUCGUUAUUAUCAUUGAUAUUAUUAUUAUUAUUAUUAUUAUUAUUAUUAUUAUUAUUAUUAUUAUUAUUAUUAUUAUUAUUAUUAUUAUUAUUAUCAUUCAUAUUUGUUAUUAUUAUUAUGAACAUCUUCACCUCAGUGUUUUCCAUAACUAAAUGUCCUUGAGAGUCUAGUAUAGUCUCCUCUCUACUCUUACUUUAGGUCUUAGAUAUAUUACUAUUUAGUGUACUGUAAGCAAGCUUGUAACUGUCAUGUACUCCUUUGUAUAAUGUGUGUGUGUGUGUGUGUGUGUGUGUGUGUGUGUGUGUGUGUGUGUGUGUGUGUGUGCGUGUGUGUGUGUGUGUGUGUGUGUGUGUGUGUGUGUCCUACAGGAAUGAGUGUUCUAAUCCCACAAAUAAGCUGUACUGAUAGACAAGUCACUAGUGAAGACUUGUAUUCUGAUGGCUGGCGAUAAAAUGGUAAUAAUAGGAGAAGGCCUUUCAUUUCUUCUGUCACGGCGAUACUUACUCCAGUGACCAUCAGCUGCACCAAGGCACCGCACUUCACGGACGGGGGUGGGAUGUAACCAAGGGCCACCACUACAACAUGUUCAGAGUUGUGGUUCUCUUCUGUGGCUCCUCAAACUGACUCAUGUUCUUCACUCUCACUGCUAGACAAAUUUUCUUUAGUACCUAUAACUCUUUAGACGCCAUUUUUGUGUUAGGCUCCCGUAAGUGUUUUUGUAGUCUAAUCAUGUUUUCCCCUCUUUUCUCUCCUAUGUCUCCAUGCAAAGAGUUCUCACAGUGCAAGGAGGGAAGGACGACCACGCAAGGAAAAGGAUUAAAUACAUCGUUCCUUUCUCUCGAUUACUUUCAACUGGCCUGAGUGGAAAUUAUUGGAGCUUUGAAGGGUAUUUUUAUGAGCUUACUGAUGGUCUAAGAUAGAUUCUUUGAUAACCAAUGGGAAAAACUUUCACGACAAUCCAGCAAAUCACCUCAUUGGCCCCUGAAACGCCUUUACGAGAGAGCAAAGCAUUUAAAAAUGUGAGUAUUUUCUCUUUGACCUCGACCAAUUAUCGUACUUUAAUAUCUUGUUUAUGAUAAUCAUCAACACGAUAAUACCAGAGCUAUUAAAGAAAAUAACAAGAAAUUUGAAAAGCUUCCGAUAUGUUUUCAUAGCUAUGAUUUUAUUUAUUUAUUUAUUUAUUUAUUUUUUAUAUUCUUUUUGGCUCAGCAACAGUUUAUUCUCCUAUCUCAUUGGUAACUAAUGCCUUCAGUUUAGUGAAGCAUGACUACAAUAAGAAAUCCAGAAAGGACAGCUGAAAUUAUUACCAAUUAUACACUUAAAAAGUUAUAAGGCAAAUUAAUUACCACUAUCACUUACAUAAUUUUAUUUUUAUUUAUUUUUAUAUAUUUAUCUAUUUAUCAAUACUAUAUUAUUUUUUCGCUGAUUUAACUGCCUAGCCUCUGCCACAGAUGACGCUCAUUAGUAAUAAAACGGUAAGUAAGACCUGGCAGAUGAUUAAUGGUGGUGCAAUCAGCGCCUCAACUCUCUGCAGCGUCAGUCCGCCACCACUGAUGUACAUUCAGUUUCGAGAAGGGAAGGAAGAGAGACACAAGUAAUAAGACAGAGACGGGCAGUGGAGCAUUACAAGGAGCAACGGCAGCAGACGAAUAUACAGUAUGCCAAAGAGGGCAAGUGGAGAGAAACAGACAAGAAUCGAUGUAGUAAGAUAGACAAACAAGCAUUCAUGAACAAAAUAAACUGCACAAGAAAGGGAAGCCCAAAAUAAGGUACACACAUCAUCCUCUGCAGUGCUUUGUAACCAAGCAUGAGUUGACAUUCCAAGGAACUCGUUUGAAACCAUCUUACCAAGUGUUUUAUGGACCCGUUCGCUGAGGAAAGACUCCUCAGUGCAUGUAAUCAAGUCCACACACACGCCAGUAUCUGCCCUGCCCACUGAGUCACUUGGGGCUGAAGUCCAGAGAAGUUUCAAAGUGAAAUAGAUGACUUCGAUACUGGAAAAUUGUUCGGACAUGCAAGUGUGAGGUAUAGUCCCUGCGGGUGUGCACGCCCUCACAUCUGACGCCCAUAUGCUCCUCAGGUGGAUCUUGGGAUACGAUAUCGAAGUUAAUUACAUGCUGUACUGGUGUGUGUGUGAGGUACCGCAUGUGAGGCCACUGUAGUGUGUGUGUGUGUGUGUGUGAGUGGGGGAGUCGCAGUGCCAGUAUAAGCCUUGCUGUUCUUCAGUAUUUAUCGUACACACGCUGAUACGUUAUGGCAGAGUCUCUUGCCUUGGUGGAUUCCGUGGAAGAGGGUCUGCGGAGGGGCGCAAAAAAAGCGCAGGAUGACGGCCACGCUUCAGCCAAGCACUCUGGGAUUGUACGACACCUUCGAGCGUAAGAGGAGAUGAUGGGUGUGAUGAUGCAGACCGCCAGCGGGACCGGAAGGCAAAAAGGGCAAAGGGGUGCUCGCCUGUGGCACUCUUGCGCUACGUGGUGAAUGUGAUGCGCCCGAAUCGGCUGCAGGAGACGAGGCCGCUUACGGAGAGGCGCGCCACCCACCUCCAUUGGCUGUUCUUCACACAUAACAAGGUACCUGCCCAGGCUGAUAUGGAGCCUAGGCUCUGGUGCGGCGCAUGGAGUCAUGGAUGCGGGGGCGUGGGUCAUCGAGGGUUUGAAGGACUAUGCCGCCAAUGGGGGUUUCUACUUAGUCCCCGUCGAGACUCUAGGUAUGGUGCAGACGUCCCCACAGCAGUGGGCCCUGUGACACACGCCGCCCCUUCCUAUCUCGCUCCAGUUCUCCACUGGAGAACUGUUUUUUUCCUUCAGUAUAACAAAACACGAACAGUGAAGUGAAGACAUUGCACAAAAGAUGGUAACAACGGCAAGUAAAGGAGGAAUCUCUCUCUCUCUCUCUCUCUCUCUCUCUCUCUCUCUCUCUCUCUCUCUCUCUCUCUCUCUCUCUCUCUCUCUCUCUCUCCAUGUCCUGUACUUUGAAGUUAUUGGUGUAACUAUAAUAAAUGUAUGAGUAGUUAGCUAUCCUACAUGUGGCAGCUCUUGUAAUCUCUCUCUCUCUCUCUCUCUCUCUCUCUCUCUCUCUCUCUCUCUCUCUCUCUCUCUCUCUCUCU